UAUGACACAAUGUCUGCUGGUAUAAAAAGCUAGGGCCACUCCUUUCCCAGCCUCCACUUGUAUGUCUGGAGACCACUCCGGUGCUUUGCAGCGAAUAAAGGGAGGAGGCUGCGCGAGUAUACAGCACGGGAGACAGAGAGACAGAGAGAGAGACAGACAGAGAGGAGAGGAUGGCCACCCUGGUACAAUCCGCAGAAAUGGAGACUUUAGGCGGCCAAAGCACCACCGGGGCGUCUCCGACAUCCUCCAGCCCCUCGCAGCACUUCAACGACGGCAAAUUCUACCUGCUGGUUGUGAUCGGGGAGAUCGUCACGGAGGAUCACCUAAAGUGUGCCAUUGCGGACAUAGAGAAAGGUAUCCGCUCAUGGGACACCAACCUCAUCGACUGCAACCUGGACCAGGAACUCAAGCUGUUUGUCUCCAGACACUCAGCUCGUUUCUCUGCAGAUGUCAGAGGGCAGAGAAUUCUUCACCACAAAAGUAAUAUCCUGGAGACGGUGGUGCUUAUCAACCCUUCAGAUGAAGCAGUCAGUACCGAGGUUCGUUUGAUGAUCUCUGACACAGCGAGACACAAGCUUCUGGUUCUCUCAGGACAAUGCUCUGAAAACAGCGGGGAGCUGAUUCUUCAGUCUGGAUCUUUCUCCUUCUUCAACUUCAUUGACAUAUUCACAGACCAAGAGAUUGGUGAAUUGCUCAGCACCAUUCACCCGGCAAACAAAGCCAACCUCACACUCUCCUGCCCUGAACACGGCGAGUGGAAAAACUCCAACUUGGACAAACACAACCUGCAGGACUUCAUUAACAUGAAACUAAACUCCACGCUCAUACUCCCUGAAAUGGAGGGCCUCUCAGAGUUCACAGAGUAUUUAUCUGAAUCUGUAGAGAUCCCAUCUCCUUUCGACUUGUUAGAACCACCAACCUCUGGUGGAUUCCUCAAACUCUCCAAACCAUGCUGCUACAUUUUCCCUGCUGGUAGCGGUGACUCUGCUCUCUUUGCCGUCAACGGCUUCAACAUGCUCAUCAAUGGUGGCUCGGACAGGAAGUCUUGCUUCUGGAAGCUGGUGAGACAUCUGGACCGGGUCGAUUCCAUCCUCAUGACCCAUGUCGGUGAUGACAACCUGCCGGGCAUCAACAGCAUGCUGCAGAGGAAAGUGGCAGAGCUUGAAGAGGAGCAGUCACAGGGUUCGACAGCCAACAGUGACUGGGUGAAGAACAUGAUUUCUCCAGAUAUUGGUGUUGUGUUUGUGAAUCUUCCUGAAAACCUGGAGAACCCAGAACCUAAUUACAGAGUGCGGAGGAUUGUUGGGGAGGCAGCUUUAACCCAGCAGUUCAUCACCAAGCUGAAUUUGAGGUUGGAGCCUUUGCAGAGGCCUGUCGGAAACGCAAUAGAGCCGCUCAUACUUUUUCAGAAAAUGGGCGUUGGGAAGCUUGAGAUGUAUGUGCUUAAUCCAUCAAAGAACAGCAAGGAGAUGCAGCACUUUAUGAAGCAGUGGACAGGAAGUGAAAAAGACACCGCCUCCAUUAUUCUGCCAAAUGGAAAAGAAUCUGAGUUCCCCGUCUCUUACUUGACUUCAAUCUCUUCACUCAUUGUGUGGCACCCUGCAAAUCCCUCAGAUAAGGUUGUGCGUGUUCUCUUUCCUGGAAAUGCCACCCAGCAUCAUGUCUUUGAAGGUUUGGAAAAGCUAAAGCAUUUGGACUUCCUGAAGCAGCCAGUUGUCACUCAAAAAGUGAUGUCUUCUAAUAUGCCAUCAACACCGACACUAAAGCAAGCUAAGAUGAAACACAGAACAGACAGCAAAGAGAGCCUAAAGUCUACCCCAAGGCCUUCACCAAGCAGAAGCAUCAGGAAAGAUUCCAAAGAGGAAACACUAGAAAAGGCAAAGACAGAUGCAGAAUCUUCUCAAGAAAAAACACAAAAGACUGAGAAGAAAGAAAAAGCCCCGCUGAAAAAGGAAAAGGCAAAGGCACCUGAGAAAGCAAAGGCAGAGCAAACAGCCCAAAAUGAAACUCCAGAGAGAAAGAAGUCUGAAACAAAACCCAAAAUUGAAAGGCCUGUGAAAAAGGAGACUAAAGUGUCUGUGGAAAAGAAAAAGGAGAUCAAGAAAGAGGUAGGAAAGAAAGAUGACACACCAAAAGUAAUGAAAGAUGAGGCAAAGAAAGUCAUCAAAAAGGAUAUCAGGAGAGACUCGCCUAUGAAGGAGAAGAAGGAAGAGAAGAAAGAUGUAAAGAAGGAUGUAAAACGGCCAUUUAAAGACACAAAAAAGACAUCAUCUGCGGGUGAUGAAAAGAGUCUAGCACCAAAACCAAAGCCCCUGAAAAAAGACACUGCUUCAAAGAAAGAUGCAGGAACCCCAUCAAAGUUAAAAGAGAAAGCAAAGCCAAAAGUGUCAAAGAAGGAGACAAAGGUGGGUGGUGGCAUACUUGCAGUGAGUGCAGCAGCUGUUGCAGAGGACCCAGAAGCAGUAAGAUCCCUGAUGUCCACACCAGAGGACCUCACAAAAGACUUUGAGGAGCUUAGAGCUGAAGAGUUGGUGGAGGAUGAUGCAACUGUGCAACAAGUUAAGGAAGAAGAGGCUGUGAUGAUCCACCAUGAAGAAAUAAUGCAAACCAAAGACUCACCUGAGGCAUUAGAGUCUGUGGAUGAGGGUAUAACCACAACGGAAGUGGAUGGAGACAAUGGAGAGACUCCAGAAGAACCAGUUCUUAAAGGAAAACUCAAUGGCAGUGUAAGUGAGAAGUUUGAAGACGAGGGCACUGUCAUGGAGGAGGGAGGGGAUUAUGAAGAAAAAGGAGAGGUAGAAGAAGUUUAUGAACCACAGAGAGUGGAACCAGAUAAAGAAUUAACUCCCAGUGAAGAUGAACACCAAGACAGAAAUGAUGAAGUCAAACCAGGACAUAGUGGUGAAGACAACAAUGAUAUAGCUAAUAAGAAUGUAGAAGCUCAGCAUGUCAGUGAGAAAGAACCAGAGAAACAUAAUCUGUUUCUAUCAGCCUCACCCAAAGUGUCCUCACCUAUUUCUCCAGCUGCAUCCAUCCAUGACGAGAUGUUCCCACCUGGCUUCGAGAGUGCAACAGCAUCAGAUGACGAGAACAGAGACGAACCCCCUGAGGAUUACACUGUCACCUCUGGUCACACUCAGUCCACCAUUGAGAUCUCCAGUGUGCCUACUCCCAUGGAUGAGAUGAUGACCCCAAGGGACCUUACAAGCGACGAAAACACCAAUGAUGAGUCUCCCUCACAGGAUGUUGGUAGGUUUGGGACAUCAGCAUCUGGAGAGUUUGACAGGAAGAAGCUGUCUCCGCUUCAGGAUUUGCCAGUGUCAGAUCACUCUCACAGUGAUGCUACGGAAGGCCAGGACUACAACCACUCUGCUUCCACGAUAUCCCCACCUUCAUCGCUAGAAGAGGAUAAAUUUGGUAAGGGGUUUCCCUCCUUCAGGAAAGCUGAAGAGUUUUCAGCUCAAGAGUCAAAUGAAAAGAAUGACAAAGACACAGCAAGACUUAGCUCAACUUCUGCAACACCGCCUCUUGUACGUUCUCCUUCAGUGGACCGCAAGGACAAGUUUGAUUCUCCGUCAUUGUUUGCUGCUCCAAUAGAACUGUCAACUACACUGGCAGGAUCCCCUAAAGCAGCAGUCGAUCCCUCCAUCAGCCCAGAUGACAAGACAUUGGAAGGAGCAAACUCGCCUCAGUCCUCUGGUCACACACCUUACUACCAGUCACCAGUAGAUGAAAAAGCAGGAGUUCUACCACCUGUGUCAGAAGACGAAGCAAAGGGGCCUGUAAUUGUAGAGGUCACAAGUGAUAAAGAGGAUAGCUCUAGUCGAGGUAGCCCAGAGCCUGGUGAGCCAGAACGAGAAAGUUCCUCCCCUGUAGAGAAGGUACUGUCCUCCCCAAAAAGCCCGCCUCCAACCGAACCUGAUUCCCCAACAAAGAUGGAAAAGUCACUCUUUGAUGUAGAUGAUAAGAAGACUGGAGAUUUAGUCUUGUCCUCAGCACCAAUGACCAAACUUGAGGACACUAAUCCUUUCACAGCUUUCAAAGAAGAGAGUAAAAUGUCCAUUUCAGAGGGUACCACAUCAGACAAGUCAGGAACCCCUCUGGAGGAGGUGGUAGCAGAAGAUACAUUCUCACAUCUAGCAUCAGCAUCUACCGCUUCACUUGCUACCAGCUCGCUGCCAGAACCAACCACUGACUCUCCUUCCCUUCAUGCUGAGGUUGGCUCUCCUCACUCAACAGAAGUAGACGACUCUCUGUCUGUCUCCGUGGUCCAGACCCCAACCACCUUCCAGGAAGCUGAGGGGUCUCCAUCCAAGGAAGAUAGCCCAAGGCCCAUGUCUAUCUCCCCAGACAUCUCACCAAAGACGAAAAGCAGAACACAGGAUACAAAAUCCCCAGAGCACUCCACCAUGUCAAUAGAGUUUGGCCAGGAGUCCCCUGACCACUCCUUAGCCCUGGAUUUUAGUAAGCAAUCUCCAGAGCAUCCAUCUGUGGGAAGCAGCUCACGUGCUACGAAGAAUGGCCCAACUGAGGUUGACUACAGCCCCUCAGAAGGACCAGAUGGAAGACCAUCUGAAGACCAUAGUUCUUUAGUGCAGAAGCCUUUUUAUUUUGAUGAGAGCGACCCAGUCCUCGCCGCUUCUGCAACCCCAUCAGAUGCAUCUCAGUCCACUCCCUCUGUGACAACUCCAUGCCAGAUGGCAGAGAUGCUACAUGCUGUGACGGAUAAAUCUCCAGCCACCCCAAAGGCAUCCUCUCUCACCCAUUCACCCCAUUCCAAUGAGCCAUCCCCAGUGCUAGGAGGCUCCCCUGCUAAAGACAGCCCACUUUCACUAUCUGUGGGAGGCAUUGCUAAUAAAUCUGACACACAGCAGAAAUACGACAAGUCGCCCUCACCUCCCAAAGCUGCUUCCCCAUCAUCGUCUUUUACCUUUUCAAAAGAAGGGACCUUUUCACCUCCAAAGGAGACUAAUCCUUUUAAAUGUGAUGAUUCAACACUUGAGGAAAAAUCCCCUGUGAGUCCCAAAGUUCCCUUUCCGUCAUAUCUACCUCUAUCCUCUGAUCCAUGUUAUUUUAAUUCUGCCUGUGGCUCUAAGGACCCAGAAUCCACUAAGAAGAGCCCCUCUGCUCCAUCUAAGACAGACGUCGACCUCUGCCUCGUCACCUCAUGUGAGUAUCGUCACCCCAAAACAGAACUGUCGCCAUCUUUCAUCAACCCUAACCCUCUAGAAUACUACAUCAAUGAGGAAAACGCCAUGGAUGAGGAGAAACCUCUGACCAAGUCAGGAGGAGGGCCCCCACCUCCAGGAGGUAAGCUUUCCGUCAAGCAGUGUGAAGAGACUCCACCUACAUCCAUCAGUGAAUCUGCCCCCUCCCAGACAGAUUCAGAUGUUCCUCCAGGGACAGAGGAGUGCCCCUCCAUUACAGCAGAUGCUAACAUCGACUCCGAAGACGACUCUGAGACUCUGCCUACUGACAGAACGCUGACCUACAGGCAUGCUGAUCCUCCUCCUGUGGCACUCAGGGACUCUGCUCCGUCUUCAGGCCACCAUGAUGUCUGCAUGGUGGACCCAGAGGCCCUCAAGGUCGAAGAAAACCUCCACAAUGCCAAUACAGAUGGAGGAGAAAAGGCCAAGAAGAAAAAGCUUGUGAAAAAGUCUUCCUCACCAGUCAGGAAGAGUGGUUUUUUAAAAGUGAAGGACACAAAGACUUCCUCUCCAAAGAAGAGUGUCGGAGAAGGGAAAGAUGCAAAAAAUGCAACCAAUACCUCUGCAUCCAGGGGUGUAAAAAGUGCCACAUCAGGAACUGGCAGUGGAAAGGUAUCAGGUGGGGCAUCUCUGCCCAACAUUCCUCCCAUGUACAUGGAUUUGGUUUACAUCCCCAAUCACUGCAACGCCAAGAAUGUGGACGCUGAGUUCUUUAAGCGGGUGCGCUCCUCUUACUACGUGGUCAGUGGCAAUGAUCAGACAGCUCAGGAGCCCAGCAGGGCGGUCCUCGAUGCUCUGCUGGAAGGAAAGGCCCAGUGGGGAAACAAUAUGCAGGUCACUCUGAUCCCAACCCACGACACUGAUGUGAUGAGGGAAUGGUACCAGGAGACCCACGACAAGCAGCAGGAGCUCAACAUUAUGGUCCUGGCCAGCAGCAGCACUGUCGUCAUGCAAGAUGAGUCCUUCCCGGCUUGUAAGAUAGAGAUGUAGGUCUGCUCGGCCGGCUCAGGAGGCCUGGCGACUGAUAAUGAAAGGGAUUGUUAUAUAAAGAACAUGAACAAAUCCAUGUUACAUAAAACCUAAGCAGACUCUUAAACACGUAUAUGCUAAAAUGCUACUUCUUCUGUACUAAACACUGAAAAAAGACAAUGAGGACUAACACUGAUACAAAUUAGCUUUGACAUUGUUUUCCUUAUAAAGAAAGACACCCUCAAGGUGUCUUUCCCUUUAAAAUGAUUGUACUGGGAGGAAAUUAGAAACCAACAAAGUCAUGAUUGUCCAAUUAAGCUCUCAUACAGUCAAUCAAAUAAUAAUGUUGUUAUUGAUGUAUUGAGUUUCUUCUGCAUCCCCAGAUCAAAAUACAUGAGUGCUUUUAAUCAAUUUAACUGCUGGCACGGAACAAAACACCCCUGCGUAUGGUAUAUUCUUGAAUAACGGCUGUAAUCCACACCAAAGGAUAAAACAACAUGUUUUCUGUUAUUGCCUUAGGGAGUCAAAAUGAAUGUAUAAGAGCUGGUAGCAGAAGAGUGGGCAGGUAGAGGUCAAUCCAAAAAAGGGACUGUUAAAUGGUUACAUAGUUGAAUGAUGGCACAUAUGAAUUAACUUGAAAGGACGCUGAUUAGCAUUAAUAUGAUGUCUUCAUAUUCAUCAUGGGCGAGACAAAGUGCCCCUACCAUUGUGAAACCUUAUGUUUUUAAGUCAGCCAUUUCAUUUAGAAUGGACGUUUUAAACCUGGUUUAUGUUGCUGCUGAUGUGUACAUUUAAUUUAUUAUGUUAAAUUUAAUAUAUAGUGCUUGAUUGUCCAGAUAGCCUUUUGCACUGCGCAACAAGAAGUUGCUUCUCUCUUGCCUUUUGCCGCGUGUAAUAUCUUAUUAUUUUACACAAUGCUUUUGGCUGAUCUUCAUUUAUUUAUUUCAGAUUGUCCGUUUUAUUUUCAGAUUUUAAGUUAUUAAAAAAUAAGAGGGAGAGAAUCAGAUCUUAUUUCUUAUACCCGUUUUUUAUGUAAUCAUUGAGCUGUGGGGAAGCUAGCCUUUUCCCAUUGUAAAGCUGGUAAGGCAGGAUAUUUUCAUAAACCUUAAAAUGUCUUGUUUUUCUAAAGCAUUGUACUAUAAUUAUAAAUAGCUUUGUGGCUGAUGGAGUGGUUGGAAGACAUGCUUGAUAUGUUAGGAUUUUUUUUCCUUUUUUUAUGGGGAUUUCGCUCAGAACAACAGGGCUAGGCUAAAUAAAUACAUGUAAGGAGCAUUUUAUGAUUUUUGCAAAUUGUGCCAUGACAUUGUAACAAGCAACUCAAAUGGCCUACACAUGUACACUGUAUCAAUAUAAAACUUGAUUACGGGUGCAGGACAGUAGAUUUUCAGGUUGAAGGCUGAAAAUUUUGUUGAGGUAAAAGAGUUUCUCCUCUUUAGCCGGGAUGAAAAGGUAAAAGUAGACACACAGGUGAGAGUGAGUGACUUGUGUGUUUAGGAUGAAAGUAUGUAAAACAAAAACUUGACACUUUAACCACAUACAUGACACAAACUAACAGUACAGAGGCCACAGAUCUGCACUGAUUGGCCGCCUUCCGGACAAACAAAUCACAACCCGACUAUUACAGGCUUUGGUACUUUGGGCUCUUCAGUCGACUCACCAAGCUCACCAGAUAUUUCUGAAAUGAUGUCAGGUGUUCAUGAAACCACUACAGACCAGUUUUCUUGCAGGGGAACCUCAAACCAACACCAUGACCAACAACAAACCAACAAACUCUGAACUGACAUUACUCUUGAACUGACAUUUCUCUUUUCUCUGUCUUCUUUCUCUCUACACUCCCUCUCUUUCUCUCUCUGUCUAUUUAUCUCUGCCUUUUUCUCCUCAUGUUUCUCUCGGGAGAACUUUAAUAAUGUUUGUCUGCAGCCGUGUGGUAUAUUUGUCUUGUGAUCUUGCAUCCUCUCUGCCCUUUUCCCAAACUCAUAUGUAACUUAUAGCAUUAGUUUCAAGUGAAAGUAUUCCUUAGUGCUUUCUGAUGUUUGUGUGCAAUAUUUCCUCUAAUCCAUAUGGCGAAUCUGAUGUAAGAGGAACCACUACUAAAGAACAAACAUUAAAAAACAACCACAGUAAAAUAUGUUGUGAAAAAUAA
Centropristis striata (black sea bass) is the source of this 8319-nucleotide messenger RNA. RefSeq names its product microtubule-associated protein 1B (gene map1b). Bases 171 to 6197 code for a protein of 2008 amino acids. Lineage: Eukaryota; Metazoa; Chordata; Actinopteri; Perciformes; Serranidae. The transcript has 7 exons. Gene Ontology annotation, cellular component: microtubule; cytosol; dendrite. The record is from RefSeq and is a predicted model, not a curated record. Gene Ontology annotation, molecular function: microtubule binding; actin binding. Gene Ontology annotation, biological process: axonogenesis; dendrite development; microtubule cytoskeleton organization.